Molecule: messenger RNA, 447 nt
Organism: Adineta ricciae
Lineage: Eukaryota; Metazoa; Rotifera; Eurotatoria; Adinetida; Adinetidae
Source: the annotation of a GenBank genome assembly
AUGACUUCAUCUAUUGAUCAAGCAGAUACUCUGGAAUUAUCAUUAACAAUAUCGAUGAUAACACCUGCUGAAAUUCGAGCUAAUCUUGCUCAAAUACGUUAUCAACGAUGUGUUUUAAUCAAACAUGGCAUGUUUCCUCGUUUGAGUGAUGUUCAACUACUGAUUCAUCGUAACUUAAUGGAUAAAUUGAUUAAAGUACUUGAAGAGAAUGACCAAGAAAAAGUAUGGCUAGUACCUGAAAAGGUAAAAGAAAGUCUUUGCUUUCUUGAAAAAGUGGACAACGAUCCUGAUAGCGAAGAUGACGACGACGACGAUGAUGAGGAGGAUGAAGAAGAAGAAGAAGAAGAAGAAGAUAACAAUAAUUCGAAUAUAUCAACAACAAAUGUUCAGCCAAAUAAGGCAACUAAAACGAAUGAUGUAUCAACACAAAGUGGUUCUCUUCAUUAA